GCCAUUUCUUCUAGUUGACCACACUCACCAUGGUGCGAAACGUAAACAGGCUGUUGGCUAUCGCGGGCUCCACCUCGGCCGCCGUCCUCGACUUGCCCAUCAACAUCGUGGGUAGCUACUCCAGCGUCCAGCUUGACCUUGGAACACCUCCAAAGCUACAUCAGUACCUCUUCGACACAGGAUCCUCAACACUGUGGACAGUGAGCACCAACUGCACCGAAGCAUCCUGCAAAUACGGCAAUGAAGCAAACUACAAGCGCCAGUACUACAAUGCUUCUGCAUCUUCGACAGCCGUCGACCUCGACAGUAGCGCAACGACCCCCUACCUGGGUGGACAAAUCACCGGUGUGGCGUACAAGGAUGUCAUCACCAUUCCAGGCGGCAGUCUAGAAUGGAACCAGACCUUCCUCGCCGUCAACGAGAGCGAUUGGCGCUUCAUCACCGCCGACGGCUUCCUUGGGUUGGGGUUCUCUUCCAUUGCAGAGGACAAAACCUCAACUCUAGUCGAAACACUCAUGUGGGACGGCAAGCUCGACAAGCCGCGUUUCAGCGUGUACUAUGGCAACCAUCUCGACAAGCAAAACAGCGGCGGCCUUCUCACCAUUGGCGGCAGCCACGAGGACAAGUACGUCGACGGCGAGGUCGUCUACACGCCCUUGACCAAGACGGACACGUACGAGCUUUGGGCCUGCCCGCUCCGAAGUGUGAACGUGCUCGUCGCCCAGAACGCAACCAGCCCCAACUCGACGGUUGAAACUCGAGUCGGCAAACUCCCCACGACAGCCCUCGCAACGGGAACCUACCCCGAGGCCAACGUCACUUGGCCAAUGUUUGGCACUGGCCGCGCAGUCUUCGAUACCGGCGCAGGGCGUGUCUCUGUUCCCAAGGAAAUUGCUGGCGCAAUCUACUACAAUCUCGGUUGGGACAUGGACAAGCUCCUGAGUGGCGAGCAACGCUUCACGUGCGAGGCUAUGAAUGCCUCUUGGGCCAUUACCUUCACCUUUGGCGAGGGCGAUCCCGCAGAUGACGUGUCUUUUAGCCUUCGCGGCGAUGAGUUCCUCGACCCAGAAGACCCUUACUGCCAGCCGCCCUUGGACGACAGUACAGAGUAUGGAUUUGCGCUGAUUGGCACGACCUUCUUGCAGAGGUACUUUUCUGUUUUUGACUUUGGCGCAGACAAGGUUGAGAACUACAAGCCUAGGGUGGGCUUCGGAAAGCUCAAGGACGAGUAUGCCUGGAAGUAUGGCAUGAAGAACUAAUGUAAAUACUACGGCUGCCUUGUUCACUACGAAUAGACUAUAUUUCUAAUUGC
Exserohilum turcica Et28A is the source of this 1312-nucleotide messenger RNA. RefSeq lists its product as uncharacterized. Gene Ontology annotation, biological process: proteolysis. Gene Ontology annotation, molecular function: aspartic-type endopeptidase activity. The record is from RefSeq and is a predicted model, not a curated record. NCBI's taxonomy places the organism in Eukaryota, Fungi, Ascomycota, Dothideomycetes, Pleosporales, Pleosporaceae. The transcript has a single exon. Gene Ontology annotation, cellular component: fungal-type vacuole. The coding region runs from base 30 to 1259 and encodes 409 amino acids.